Messenger RNA from Striga asiatica, 777 nucleotides. NCBI's taxonomy places the organism in Eukaryota, Viridiplantae, Streptophyta, Magnoliopsida, Lamiales, Orobanchaceae. The record is from the annotation of a GenBank genome assembly.
AUGUCCCAAACUACCCUAACAACCUCCAUCAUUUUCAGACCUCUCACCUGCCACUUUUCUCGGCAGCCACAGCGCUCAUCCAAGGAAAGAUGCAAUAGUGAAAAGGUUGCUUCCUUGGCAUACGCGAGAAUCCAAGGAAAGAUGCGAGAAUCGAACUUUGUCCUCGAACGGAAGAAAAUUAUCAAGGGCAUGAAAACCCAUGUAGACAAAAUAGCUCAUGACAAAUUUGGUAGCAUGGUACUUGUAUGUAUCUUUUCGGUUGUUGAUGACACAAAACUCAUGUCUAAGAUUAUAAGUCGUGAGCUCGAAGGGAAUUUGAAGGAGCUUAUUUUGGAUCAGAUGAUGUUUCUCGAACAUUUUCAUUCGAGUAGGGCCAUCAGAAAACUCGUUCUAGACUGCCCUGCAUUUGCUUCGACUCUCUGGGAAAAGGCUCUGAAAGGAAAAUGUGAAAUCUGGUCCAAGGGUCACAGCUCGAAGGUAAUUAAUGCGUACUUAGAGACCUCCGACUCUGUGGUGAAGAAGUUGGCCAAAGACGAGUUGAAGCCUUUGGUAGAAAAAGGCGAUCUGUCUUUAUUGUGUGUGUGUGCACCCUCGACUUUCUGUUAGAUAGACUUACAGAUUAAAUUUAAUCUUUUCAACAAAUUUGAAUACUUUCAUAUUGAAAUGUUGUUUUACCCAACUAGUAGACUAUCUCAUACACUAUUUUUUGCUCGAGUUUGUCACAUCAUAGAGAUGUGCAUUGUCUCAACGUGGUAGUGUUUAAGGAAUGAAAACAAG